Messenger RNA from Entamoeba invadens IP1, 528 nucleotides. RefSeq lists its product as hypothetical. Lineage: Eukaryota; Evosea; Mastigamoebida; Endamoebidae. Bases 1 to 528 code for a protein of 175 amino acids. The transcript has a single exon. The record is from RefSeq and is a predicted model, not a curated record.
AUGUACACCUUAUUAUGUCUUAUUCCUAUUCAUUUUCUUACUCUUUUCACUUUCUAUAUCCAAGCAUUCGUGCCCGAGUGGUCUAAGGGGGCCGUCUCAAGAACGGCUAUCGCAAGAUGCGUGGGUUCGAACCCCACCGGAUGCAUUCUUUUAUCUCCUCCUUAUAUACUCUCUAUUAUCCUAUUAUCCUAUUAUCCUUAUUAUCUCUCUUUUCUAUCCUAUAUCUCUCAUUUCUUCUAUCUCUAUUAUUACCUUAGGGGAUGUAGCUCAUUUGGUAGAGCUUUCGCUUCGCAUGCGAAGGGCAAGGGGAUCGAUACCCCUCAUCUCCAUUAUUAUCUAGAUAUCCUUUAUUACUUCUACUUAUAUAUCUAUAUAUCUAUAUAUCUAUAUAUCUUUAUAUGUUUAUAUGGUUAUAUCUUUAUAUCUUUAUAUCUUUAUAUCUUUAUAUCCCUUUCUUUCUAUGUAUACCUCUAUCUAUUUUAUUAUCUAUAUUAUUCUUUAUGUCUAUACCUAUAUAUGACUACUUGA